AUGCAUACAGAGCGUGUUCAAUCGGCUGUAUCAAAAAUAAAUGAAUUAGCAACAAAUUCUUUCACCAACUUGAAAUUUGUAUUUAUCGCUGGUGACAUAACAAACACCGCCUUAAAAUCACAAUUAGUGGUUCAGACUAUUUUGAAUAAUCUGACUGUACAAUAUUAUCCGAUAAUCGGUAAUCAUGACCAAUGGCCACAUAGUUCAACAUGGGAAACCGAACAAUCAGUUGGCGAUCAAAUAUUUCUUGAAGCAUUUAAAGCGAUAUUAACAAGUUCGAAUAUAAUUGGUUAUCCAAAUGGUACAGUCUAUGAUCCAAAAGAAAAGCGUCAAUCCUGA
Didymodactylos carnosus is the source of this 339-nucleotide messenger RNA. NCBI's taxonomy places the organism in Eukaryota, Metazoa, Rotifera, Eurotatoria, Philodinida, Philodinidae. The record is from the annotation of a GenBank genome assembly.